Molecule: messenger RNA, 233 nt
Organism: Geodia barretti
Lineage: Eukaryota; Metazoa; Porifera; Demospongiae; Tetractinellida; Geodiidae
Source: the annotation of a GenBank genome assembly
CAGGUUUCAGGUAAGGAGUCAUCAGUGAUAGCAAUAGUGAUACAUUGCAAUGUGGAACAAGGUUGAAAACUUAAAGUGGCCGUGACGGCAGAGUAAUCAGUUACAGAAUCUAAAGAUGGGGAAGUAACAUGUAUAGACUAUAUAUGGUAAUGAAUUUCCAGUCUAGUCCCCACAUGAAUUUUUAUUGUGUGCAGGCACAUUUUGUAUUACAAGAAAAAGCAGUAUGUGACCAU